Mesocestoides corti is the source of this 327-nucleotide messenger RNA. The record is from the annotation of a GenBank genome assembly. Lineage: Eukaryota; Metazoa; Platyhelminthes; Cestoda; Cyclophyllidea; Mesocestoididae.
AUGAAUUACCGUUUACUAGCUGUGCAGGCGACAACAACACUGGGUGGAACAGGCAAGUUACGUGCUAAGGCUAAGACGAGGUCGGCUCGUGCUGACUACUUGGCUGCUGUGCUCGAGUACCUUUCUGCUGAGGUGCACGAGUUGGCAGGCAACGCUGCUCGGGACAACAAGAAGACCCGCAUCAUCCCACGCCACUUUCAGCUCGCCAUCCUCAACGAUGAGGAGCAUAACAAGUUAUUAGGCGGUGUAACCACCGCACAGGCUGGCGUUCUGUCUAACACUCAGGCUGUUCUUUUGCCCAAGAAGACGAAGAAGUUUGCAGAGUAA